AUGGUUUCCAUGCUGUUCGUCGUCUUGUUCGCGGCGCUGGCCAUGGCCGGCCUCAAGGACCUCGCCUGCUGCGACCCCCUCCGCAAGGACACGCACUGUCCCCCGGACGCGGCCUUUGCGGGCAACGCCUCCUUUGACUUUAUCAACACGGGCCCCGGCGACGAGUUUGACGCGUUCUGGGCCGCCGACAACACCACGCUGCACCACCACGGCCUCGACUUUGACACCAACGGCAACGGCCUGGCCCUGGCGGUGCGCAAGGCCGGCGACGCGCCCACGCUCGUCAGCCACAGGUACCUCCUUUUCGGCAAGGUCAGCGUCACGGCCAAGGCGGCGCGGGGGGCGGGCCUCGUCACCACGCUGUCCCUCAAGUCGGACUCGGGCGACGAAAUCGACUGGGAACUGCUCGGCGCGUACGACAACCAGGCGGCGACCAACUACUUUUACGACGGCAAGGCCCUCUUUGACACGUACAACGACACGUACGCGCUCGACACGUCCUCGUUUGACGACUUUCACACGUACACGGUCGAGUGGACGGACGAGGUGCUCGUCUUUGCCAUCGACGGCACGCCGCGGCGCACGUGGCGCGCGGGCGAGGGAAUGGCGCGCGAGGUCUGGCCGCAGACGCCCAUGCAGGUCAAGCUGGGCGUGUGGGCGGUGGACGCGGACAGCGACGGCGGCGAGGUGUCGUGGGCGGGCGGCGUGCCGGACUGGACCGGGGAGGGCCCGUUUACGGCCGUGUUUCAGUCUGUGACUGUCGAGGACUACGCUGGCUGGUGCAACGAGUUUGGCGACGACGCUGACGACGUCGAGUACCGGUACGACGAGCGGAUGAGGGGCUGGACGGACGUGAGCAUCGUGGGCUGCGCGAGGAGGGCCGCCGCGCCGCUCGCGACGCCGCCGGCGGGGGGCGCAGCCGAGCCCACGGGGUCGGGGGACCAGGAUGAUGGGGCUGUCGUGCGCAAGGUGUCGUCGGGUCUGGCGGCGUUGGUCGGGAUGGGCUGGUUGGCGGUCUUGUAG
Messenger RNA from Purpureocillium lilacinum, 1023 nucleotides. RefSeq lists its product as uncharacterized. Gene Ontology annotation, biological process: carbohydrate metabolic process; fungal-type cell wall organization. Gene Ontology annotation, cellular component: fungal-type cell wall. Lineage: Eukaryota; Fungi; Ascomycota; Sordariomycetes; Hypocreales; Ophiocordycipitaceae. The record is from RefSeq and is a predicted model, not a curated record. Gene Ontology annotation, molecular function: hydrolase activity, hydrolyzing O-glycosyl compounds; glycosyltransferase activity.